Bradysia coprophila is the source of this 2036-nucleotide messenger RNA. Its product is annotated as transcription factor grauzone-like. Gene Ontology annotation, cellular component: nucleus. NCBI's taxonomy places the organism in Eukaryota, Metazoa, Arthropoda, Insecta, Diptera, Sciaridae. Gene Ontology annotation, molecular function: zinc ion binding; DNA-binding transcription factor activity, RNA polymerase II-specific. Gene Ontology annotation, biological process: regulation of transcription by RNA polymerase II. The record is from RefSeq and is a predicted model, not a curated record.
GUUUUGGUUGAAGUUUAGAAUUUUAGAAUCGUAAUAUUGAGAAAUCGAGAGUGAACUUAGUGAGCAUUAAAAACACUUCGCCGUGCGUAGUGAACAGACAAUUCAUCGAAUCUGGAGGAACUCUCCAUCAGAAUCAGUAACCGACUACAUAGUGUUAAUCGUAGCACUUUGCUUCUGAUGCCGAAGCAAGCGUAGAUCCUCUCUCAGGGAGAAUAUUUAUUUUGUUGGUUCACUCUGAACGAUGGAUUUUAGUCCAAUACAACUUUGCCGCUUGUGUCUACAGACCAACGACGAUGUUGUAAAUAUUUGGGAUACAUACCUAGAUUCGUCAAUUGCCUCCAUACUGACCAAACAUUUCUGGUUCCAGGUCAAUAAAGGCGACGGAUUGACGGAGUUCAUCUGUGACGUCUGUUGGAUCCAAACUAAAACGUUCCAUCAGUUCUACAAGCAAAUCGAACAGUUCCAGAAAUGCUUUUACGACUCCGUUGCGAGAGAUAAACGUGCCGAUGAUGAUGCGAUUACAUAUGCCGAUUGCGAAGAUAAGGUAGAAGAGACUGAUGUGAAUAUUGUCAAGUGUGAGGAAACAGAAUUACGAGCAGAAGCUGUUGACCCUCAGCCAAGCGCAUGUAAUUACUCCGAGUACGAUGAAAUCGAAAUUGAAAGCGAACCUGAACAAAGCGACGACGAAGAGGAACGACGUUCCAAUAAGGGACAGAAAGUUGCUGAUAAGAAAGCCUCACCACGUGCGGGUAAAUAUAAACCACGACUGAGUCCAUCUGAAAAAGCCAAGCUGCAAGAGCAGAUCCGUGACCAAUUCAAAAUGAACUGCGAAAUUUGCAGCGACGUCAAAUUUAUGACUCUUGUCGACGUGCACCAACAUUAUCGCAACGUUCACCAGCAAAAUGGCUACCUAAUGUGCUGUGGGAAAAAGUUCAGCACCAAUGCCACAGUAGCGGAACACAUUCGCCAUCACAACGAUCUGAAGACAAACGGAGAGCCGGAAGAGGAAGCUCAAAUUCGUGAAUGGUUUGCCAUGAAAUGUGAUAUUUGUAGCGAAACAGUCGAAUUCCGAACGUUAUUGGAAAUGCGGCGACAUUUUCGCAAAGUGCACGAUAUGCGAGGCUAUCUACGCGGUACUUGCUGCAGUAAAAAGCUGUACACUCGGGCACAUAUGCUGAAUCACAUCCGUUGGCACACAAAUUCUGACUCGUUGCGGUGUCGACAGUGUGACAAAAUUUUCACCCGCAUUUCUACACUGAGAAUUCACAUGGCUAAUUAUCAUACGCCACGCGAUUCACGUGCUUUCAAAUGUACCUUAUGUCCGAGUAAGUUUGCGUUGGCAGCGUUGUUGAGAGCUCACGUUAGCACUAAUCACACAGCGAAAACCGGUGAAAGCUUCGACUGCGACAAAUGUACUAAGAGUUUUCGGUCAAGCUUACUACUGUCACUUCACAUUCGAAACAUUCAUGAAUCGACAACCGAAUACGUGUGCGAAAUAUGCGCUCGGACAUUCAAAACAAAGACUACACUUCAGAGUCACUUCGACUAUUUCCAUUCUUCAAAACCACCACCAAAGGUUCAAUGUGACGUGUGCGGCGUUCGGUUAAGAAGCCUUAGAUAUCAUCGCCAGUUACACGAGCAUCCUGAUCCAGUGAAUUGUUCGAUAUGCAACAGAAAAUUAGCGAAUCAGAAUGCACUGAGGAGUCACAUUAGCCAUGUUCAUGGUGAAAAGAAACAUCAGUGUCAAUUGUGCAACAAAGCGUUCAAGUUGCGAUUAAAUUUGCAGGAACACCUAGCAACUCACACCGGCGAAGAUCUGUACAAUUGUCCGUACUGCGAAAAGAAAUUCAAAUCGAGUGGAAACUUUCACAAUCAUAAGAAAGUCGCACAUUUUGCCCAAUGGAGUCGAGACUCGAAACCCCAAACAAAGAGAAAUUCUGCGAUGAAGAAGAAGCCCGUUCCGGAUGUUACGGAGUGAAUCUGUUCCGUUUCUUUUGCGGAAUUUGUUGGAAAAUAAAACCUAAUUCAUCGUCAAA